CGGCGAAAGAUGAUUGAACGUCGAUGGCCACAGAUUUUUUCACGCCUGAGAAGAAGAAGUGAUUUCACGCAGCGCAGACGUGAAGGAAGUUUCUCGUGAUAAGCUAGAAAACCCAGCGAGGAGCCGUGUGUGUGAUGGCGGCCGACGAGGCGCUCGGACUGUGAGAUGUGUCCUUCCCGGUCCCAGCUGAGCCUCUGUGGUGGCGACCUGCACAGCCGUGAUCUGCAUGGACGAUGAGCCCCAGCGACCCGGACGCCUGAGAUCCAGUUUCUCCUGAGACCUUCCUACCGAUCUGACCACAAUGUCUGUCUCCACGGUUUUAGCUAAGGCUCUGUUUGACAACGCGGCCGAGAGCCCAGAGGAGCUGGCUUUCCGGAAAGGUGACAUCCUGAUGGUUCUUGAGCAGGUGCAGAGCGGUGGGCCGGGUUGGUGGCUCUGCUCCCUGCAUGGGAGACAGGGCAUCGCCCCGGCUAACCGCCUUCGACUCCUCCAGACCGCCCCGCCCCCAGGCUCAGACCCUCGUCGCGGCCCCGGCGAGGAUUCUGUUUACUUGUCACCUGGUCCGACAUUGGUUCGGUCUGCAGUCAGCAGCAGCGCAGAGGAUGUAGAUGGAGUGUAUCGUUCCCCACCGUGCGUGGGUGAGGGCCGAGGAGCGGGUGUCGCCUCGAGGCCCGGGGAGCUACGCAGGGUCGAGGGAGGGCGCCCGCGCUCCCACUCCAGCUCUGGCACUCGGCCCAGACCUGACUGGGAUGUUGGAGUGGGGGGGCGUCCGCGCUCACCCUCUUUGAGGGGUCGAGGCACAGAACUGACAGGAACACUUUAUCAGACUCCAGUAAGUCCCAUACCUCAGCACGCCAGGCAGCCUGGAGCUCUCAUGGCUGCAGAGUCGGUGUACCUCUCCCCCAGCGGAGCACCGAGGCCAGCUGAUGAUCCAGAGGACACCACAUAUUUAGUCCCUAGAGAAACACUAACAGAUUCAGAGGACUGUUAUCUGGUACCCAAAGGUACACCACUUGCAGGUGAAGAUGUUUACCAGUCCCCAACUGGUGGUGUUGUAGCUGCAGCUGUCUGCUCUAAUGGCCACUCUAUGGUCAGUGGACCAAACGGUACCCCCCAGGCCAAACUAGGCCAGGACUCACCUGGGAUGUAUCAAACGCCCACCCCUGUGGGAGCAAACCUUCACAGGACUCCAUCUUCACCUUUGGCCCACCAGCACCCAUCUCAGUUAUCUUCUUCUCAAGUAUCUCCCAACCCUGCUAUCGCCAGAGUCAAACCUGGCCUCGCCUGUAACCGGGGAUCCCCAUUGCUGGUCAGAGCAGGGCAGGUCAGGGGGCCUGGGUCACCAAGCUUUGCCCGCAAACCUCCUCCACCAGCACCUCCAGUGAGGGGAGUCACCAGGAAAGAUGCACAGCAAGCAGCACCGACAUCGGUCAAUUCGAACUCUGUCCCCAAACCCACGGCAGCAGGUUUGCAGCAAGAAGAAGACAAACAGAAGGAGACUCCUCAGAGUAAAGAAGAGAGGAUGAAUAAUGGGCUGGAGAAAAGCAGCAGUGGGAUAAACAAAAAUGGAGACAACCAGGAUUACUCAGAUUCUUUGGACGAACAGGUGUAUGACACUCCUCCCAGUGGCAGGUGGCAGCGUUCAGUUCCCUCUUCCCUCGGUGAUGAGGACGGCAUCUAUGACACCCCUCGCUAUGUUCCAUCUCAAGCCGACUCUGAGUCAGAGGUCUAUGAUGUCCCCACCAUCACGCUGAACGUGUCCACAUCAGAUCUUCAGCCGGACGAGGGCGACGAUGAAGUUUACAGUGUCCCGACGCUCCCGGGUUUGCCCCUGGGACCGGGAGAGUCCACCAUCAGUCUCUGUGGUGAGGACGUCGUGAAGGUCGGACAGGUCUACCGUGUCCCGGUCUCUGAGAAACGAGCCAGCAGCGGGGAUCACAAACGAGACUCCACCGAGCCCGACUGCGGCAUCUAUGACAUGCCAGCCCUGACCAUCGAAGUCCUCCCUCACUCCUCCUCGUCCUCCUCCACCUCUACCCGCCGCCUCUCUUGUUCUAGUAACGGCUCAGGUGACGUGCAGUGGCGGGCUUCGCUUUCCAGCCUUGUCCACUCUGUGCUGAGCGCCGCCUCUGGCCCGGCCUCUGCUCUUUCUUCACGAGACCUGGCCACCUCAUUGGCCGAAAUCCUGUCCACCUGGAAGGCCAGCCAUUCAGGCGACCCGCCGCCGCCUCUUCAGCAGACCUGGGCUCGUCUGUCCGACCUGCUGCCGGCGUUAUCCGCCAUCGGCAACGCUCCUCCAUCUGAGGGGCUCUUAACACUAAUCCAGCGGUCCCUCGAGGAAAGCGCCCUCCUUCUGCAGGCUCAGGGCCGACCCCGUCUACCAUCCCAAGAAUCCCUGUCCCGCCGGCCGUUGCCCGCGCUCCCAGUGCCUGAUGGGAAGUCAUCUGGAGGCGGGAUGGGCUCUCGUAAAGGGAGCUGGAUCCAGGAGCGACCGCUGCCCCCGACCCCUCAUCCUGCCUUCCCGUUGGCUCCUGCUCAAUCAACUGUUACUCUCACAGUGGGCCCCAGUGAUGGAGAAGAUGAUCCCAGCAACGAGUACGCUGGUAUCGGCUUGACCCCGAUCCCUGCCCCAGUUCCGACGGGAGACAGUGUUGGAUACGUCAAACUGCAGGGAAAGCCUGAUCCACAUUCUAAUGUUCUGGCGGAGAACGGACUAACACACAUGAUCAGUGCAGAGACGCGGCUGACCCCAUCCCCACCUCUGCCCAUGUCCCUCUCGCUGGAGGACUCGGAGCUGCUGUCCUUCUACUCGUCCCAGAGCCUCGCCCACCUCUCCUGCCUGGCAGACGCCAUCGACGUGCUCUUCAGCAGCGUGCAGGGGAACCAGCCUCCCCGCAUCUUCGUCGCCAGAGGAAAGAGCCUCAUAGUGACGGCACACAAACUGGUGUUUAUCGGGGACACGCUCUCCCGCCUGCUCACCUCUGCAGACCUCCGGGCCAAGAUCACAACCUCAGGGGGGCGACUCUGCCAGGCCUUGAAGUCAGUGGUGGUGGCAACAAAGGGGGCUGCACAAAACUACCCCUCAGUAUCAGCCACGCAGGAGAUGGUGGACCGUGUCGCGGAGCUCUCCCAGCAAGCGGCAGGCUUCUCCACUCUGCUCCAGCGUCUGGCAGAAAUAUCCUGAUGAUAUCUCGUAUCACUCGGCGAAAAAAAACUUUGUAUAAACUACAUAUAUAUUUUCUCUCUCUGAAAUGCCUUAUUUGUUGGUAGACUCUUUCGUUACCUUUUCCUUGGAAUGGGGUUGGAGCAAGUGAAGUUGGACCCUGAAAUAAGUGUUUGGCUGGGUUCUGACUGUGCUGGGUCUGUCCUCCAACUGUGUGCUGGUUUUCCUUUUGUUUAUAUCCUGACCUCUGUGCUUUGAUAUCGGGCACACGUGUCUUUUUUGAGUGUUAACUUAUUGAAUAUUUGAAGUCCCUCUGUGGCUUUGAGUGUCCAUGCGGACUGCUUAUCUUGGGAGCUUUACUUUAUUAUGUUUGCCGUAUCCCCCCCCUCCCCCCCCCCCCCCCCUCACAUGAUAGCCAUUUAUCCUUCCUUCCUCUAUUUAUUUAGCCACAACCCCCCCAUUCCAAAAAUAGCUCAGAAGGAAGCCAAACAUCCUGUUUCUGGUCGUCUUUGUACUGUGACACCUGAAAGGACUGUUGUGAUAUUCAUUCAGAAACUGUUGAGGCAGCAAAGUGUUUUGGGUUUAAUAUGGGACAAGUGGAAUCGGUUGUGGAGAGUAAGGAAGUGAGCGACUUCCAUACAUAAUCUGUGCGAGUGUGUGUGUGUGUGUUGUGUUUAUGUCGUGCCAAUCUCCCCCUUGGCAGGAGAAGAUAAUCUGCAGUACAGUUUGUAAUCCACUCACUGGGGAUUACACGAGUCAUCUCUCAGUACACGGUCAGGUUGAAUCCCUGCAGUUUCUCACAUGUCAUGAAGACAGCCUCCUUCCCUGACAGAGAUAGAUGAUGUAUAAUAUAUCAAAAAUAAUGCAGCGACCAAGUGUGAGCAGUGAUGGUCGGGUGAGAAUUUGUUCCUAAUCCUGUUCUUUCCCACAGUCAUGUGAUAUUCUAGCAGAGGCUCAGAAACCUGUUUUCCGAGGUCACCAGUCCCCACAUGUCCUGUACUAAUCUGCAUGGUUACGUUUGUUUGACUUUGUUUGCUUUAAAUGUUCAUUUCCCAUAAAAUACACGUCAACACUGCAUCUGCUAAGAUAGUUUCAAGUCAGAAACCCGUUUGAAAAGGGAGUACGGUAGAAACUAAGGCUGGUUCUUAAUAUUAUAAACGUAAUUUAUUAGUAAACAAAAGCAUCAGUUUGGUUAUUUUUACAAGAUAUUAAUCAAUAUUUCAAAAAAUAUCCAAAUGAUCAUAGAUCCAGCCUUAGUAGAAACUGUCAAAAGGAAGCACAGCCCACUUUCAAAUUGAAAUGGGGGAGUUUUGUAUUUUACAUCCAUCAAACUGUGUUUUCUGUCUUUUAAGUGUUCAUUCACACCAGUCCUCAGGUGCACAGACAGCUCAGUCUGAAGCUGUCAUGGAACUUAUCGUUGACUGGAAGUGGAACAAACACGAUAUUCGUCACACUACGCGUUAGAUCGUAAAUGAUUUACCUUCUGUAUCAUAAGUAAUAUUACCUAACCAAAUCAGUAUCGUCAGGGCAUUGCAUAAUCAGUUUGGUUCUAGUUGUGUGUCUGUAUAGAUCAUCUUCUGUGGAGUUCAGUUUCUUCCUGCUGUUGCAUUUUCUCUUCCUGCAGCGCCACCCUGUGGAGGUUUGCAGUAUUGAGUAAUUGGACUCCUCCCUGCCACAACACUAAUCUGUUCGUAAGAAGAGAGCACGAUCAGCAAGUAACCUUUAGCUACAUAUUUAUUAUGAUAAUUUUUACGUUUGCUUUUUACAGUUUGCAUGGCUUUAACUUGCUUCAAUUGUUUUAUAUAUAUAUAUAUGCACAUCCUGCACCGGGAGGAUCUACAACCAACACAAAAGUUUGUUUUUUUGGGAAAAAUACAUCCUAAGUUACAGUUUAAUAAAGAUACGGCUGGAUUUUCUUUUGUACAAAAAAAAAAGCUUAUUUUACACUACGUGAACCCAUGAGUCUGUUUUCCAUAUCUUGAGGUAUAGACAAGAAACCCUUUCUUCUACAGUAAAAACAGACCCAAACUACUUCUUUACGUUACACUACAUUUGAUGUUUGUCUUGUAUGUUCAGAAUGCACAAAUACAUCUUUUGCAAUUAAAUGAAAUGCGUUUG
Pleuronectes platessa (European plaice) is the source of this 5281-nucleotide messenger RNA. RefSeq names its product embryonal Fyn-associated substrate (gene efs). Gene Ontology annotation, molecular function: protein binding. The transcript has 8 exons. The record is from RefSeq and is a predicted model, not a curated record. Gene Ontology annotation, biological process: cell surface receptor protein tyrosine kinase signaling pathway; cell migration. The coding region runs from base 302 to 3184 and encodes 960 amino acids. NCBI's taxonomy places the organism in Eukaryota, Metazoa, Chordata, Actinopteri, Pleuronectiformes, Pleuronectidae. Gene Ontology annotation, cellular component: plasma membrane; cytoplasm.